UACUGUGAAGCUGCAAUAACACUUGCCCUCCAUAUAGGAUCCCUCCAUUCUAACGAUUUUGUUUGAACUUUCAGACCUAUUUUCUUUGCCAAGCGCGAGAGCGGGAUAUAUAGAGUUCCGGACUGCUCCGAUGGAGGCCCUCAACACCGCUGCAAACCAUCUUCUGGCGAUAGAAAGAUCCAUCCCCGUCGCAGUCCUACCAGAACGAGACACGCCUGGGGGUUCCAUCUUCUUAAGUAGCAUUGAUAACGCGGCUUUGUCCAUCAUAUCGACCGUUUAUACUUUCAAUAGGAGCGACGCGAAUGUGGCAGGCGUGAUUAAGCAUGCUCUUUCCAAAGUUUUGGUUUAUUACUAUCCGCUUGCAGGGAGGUUAGCUAAGACUUCUCAAGGGAAGCUGACCGUCGAUUGCGAAAAGAAGUUUGGAGUCCCAUUUGUGGAGGCAUCCGCCGAUUGUCACAUCGAAAAUCUGGGUGAUAUGCAAAUUAUUGAUUCGGAUAUUCUAGGAAAGCUUGUUUACAGAGAGCCUACUGAAAAUAUGCUGGAAGUUGGACCCCUUUUAACAGCACAGGUAACAAGGUUUAAAUGUGGAGGCUUCACUUUAGGAAUCGCAAUUCACCACUGCAUGGUCGACGGUAUCGCCGCAAUUAAUUUCAUGAGCUCGUGGGCUGAGUUAGCACGAGGCAAACCAUUAUCCCUUGUCCCUUGUCGUGAUAGAACCAUUUUGAAGUCAAGGGUGCCACCUCAGAUCAGCGGUCCUUAUGACGACUUUGUUCACGUGAGUGAUGUAUCGGACCUCACGGCAUCAUACGAGAGAGAGCAAAUUGUAUUUAAAUCUUUCCACUUUGACUGUGAGAAGCUGGCGACCCUAAAGAAAAGGGCAACGGCCGAUGGACAAUUAAUGAGCAGCUGCUCCAACUUUGUCGCGCUCGCGUCUCUAGUAUGGCGGGCUCGAAGCAUGGCACUCAAGAUGAAACCACACCAACUAUCGAAGCUUCUCAUAACGGUCGAUUUCCGAUCGAAGCUAAGAACAUCGAUGCCUGAAGGAUACUUUGGGAAUGCCAUAAUUGCACCUUGCUGUCUCUGCACCGCCGGAGAGUUGAUCGAUGAGCCGAUCUCAUCCACUGCAGGAAAAAUAAAGAAGGUGGUCGAGAGGGUGACUGAGGACUACGUGCGGUCGUCAAUCGACUUCAUGGACAUGUAUCAAUUUGAUCCUUACUCAGUGAGCUCACUAUUGAUAAGUUCAUGGUUGAGGCUGGAUUAUGGCUGCAUAGACUUCGGAUGGGGAGCGCCAUGGCAGCUCGGUACCGGCAACCCACCACCAAAUCUCUGCUUGUUUAUGAGGGAAGGGAGUGCGAAUAAGAAGGGUAUUGUGGUGGUGUUGGGUUUGCCACUUUCGGCCAUGAACACAUUCCAAGAGUUGGUUCGAAUAUAA
Molecule: messenger RNA, 1432 nt
Organism: Syzygium oleosum
Lineage: Eukaryota; Viridiplantae; Streptophyta; Magnoliopsida; Myrtales; Myrtaceae
Product: omega-hydroxypalmitate O-feruloyl transferase-like
Exons: 2
Coding region: 131-1432 (433 amino acids)
Molecular function (GO): acyltransferase activity, transferring groups other than amino-acyl groups
Source: RefSeq, a predicted model, not a curated record